CAGAACGUGGAGAGUUGGAAAAGAAACUUCAAGCAAAAGAUGAAGUCAUUGAAUCCAAAGACAAAAGCAUACAAGAAAGAAUACCGCGUUCAGUACCAAAAGGAAAGGAAAAGAGUUAUAAGUAUAUGA
This is a messenger RNA of Trichomonas vaginalis G3, 129 nucleotides long. RefSeq lists its product as uncharacterized. NCBI's taxonomy places the organism in Eukaryota, Parabasalia, Trichomonadida, Trichomonadidae. The transcript has a single exon. The annotation marks the transcript as partial. The record is from RefSeq and is a predicted model, not a curated record.